AUGGCAGGUUUGAAAGAGCUCACAGGUUUGGGUGGGCUGCAGAUUACUGGCCUGCUUGGACUUGCUGCCCUGACACUCUGCAUCUGGCGUCGAUAUUUCUCCCCAAUCAGCGACAUUCCAGGUCCAUUUACAGCCAGCUUCACUCGGCUGUGGCAUAUUCUGCGCAUUCUGAAAGGGGAUCAGAACCUAGAACUUAUUCGCUUACAUGACACGCACGGACACUUUGUUCGCGUGGCGCAUAAUGAGGUGAGUGUCAGCCAUCCUGAAGCCAUCAGGAAGAUCCUUGGGGCACCGCUUCACAAGGGCAGCUGGUACAAAGUUAUCGCCUUCCCGGAUGGUCGCUUCGAGAAUCCCAUGUCCGCCACGGAUCCCAAGGUGAAGAUGGAAUUGUCCAAACAUCUCGCGCCUGCGUACACACUCUCCAACCUGCUGCAUAACGAGGACAGAAUCAGCAAAACAAUCGAGUUGCUUCUGGGCUGGCUGGACAAGUUUUCUGCCUCCGGUAAUCUAAUCAAUCUCGACCAAUAUUUUACCUUCACCACCUCUGAUGUUGUCGGUGAGGCGGUUUUCUCCAAGCAGUUCGGCUUCUCGCGUGCAGGCCGCGACAUCAACAAUACGAUCGCCAAUGCACACCCCCAGGCCGCCUACGUCUCGGUCGCUGGUUUCUUCCGAUGGUUCCACAUUCUCUUCCUCAGCAACCCCGUCAUCACCUGGCUGAACAUUACGCCUUGGGGGCACCUUAUUGACACGGCCAUGACGGCCAUUAAGGAGCGCCAGAAGAACCCAGAUGCUCGUAUGGAUGCCGUAGCCCAUUGGUUUCGCAUGCUCCAGCAACAUCCUGACCGCAUGCAGUUGCACGAAAUUCACAGCGCUGCAUUCAACGCUGUCGCUGCGGGCAAUGAAACUGUUUCUACGGCGUUGCAGGCGUUUGUGUACUUCAUGAUCCGUCAUCCAAAUGCCUGGAAGCGCGCGAGGGCUGAGAUUGAUACAGCAGGUAUCAACGACCGUGUUGUCAGGUACACGGAUGCGCAGAAGUUGCCAUUCUUGCAGGCUUGUAUCAAAGAGGCCCUCCGGAUUUUUGGGCCGGCUUCUAUGGGUUUGCCACGUAUUGCGCCUGAAGGUGGCAUAACUUUUGGUGACCAGACCAUUCCUCAGGGAACCAUUGUUUCGGUCAACAUCUGGGUUAUGCACUACUCGAAGGAGACUUGGGGUCCAGAUGCCCGCGAGUUCAACCCAGACCGGUGGCUGAGUGAGGACACAUUUCGCCUUGCAAAAUAUUUCAUCCCAUGGGGGAUGGGUUAUGCCUCAUGUCCCGGGCAGAACCUUGCUCGAAUUGAGCUGAAUAAGAUUUGUGCAACGAUCGUGCGGGACUAUGAUAUCCGACAAGCCAACCCGGAACAGGAGUGGACGUGGAAAGCUUUCUUCACGGUGGUUCCGCAUAACUGGCCAUGUUAUAUUCAGAAAAGGAAUAAGAAGGGAUAA
Paracoccidioides brasiliensis Pb18 is the source of this 1482-nucleotide messenger RNA. RefSeq lists its product as uncharacterized. The transcript has 3 exons. Gene Ontology annotation, molecular function: oxidoreductase activity, acting on paired donors, with incorporation or reduction of molecular oxygen; heme binding; iron ion binding. The record is from RefSeq and is a predicted model, not a curated record. The coding region runs from base 1 to 1482 and encodes 493 amino acids.